Tachysurus vachellii is the source of this 738-nucleotide messenger RNA. RefSeq names its product fibroblast growth factor 23 (gene fgf23). The transcript is spliced from 3 exons. Gene Ontology annotation, molecular function: growth factor activity; type 1 fibroblast growth factor receptor binding. NCBI's taxonomy places the organism in Eukaryota, Metazoa, Chordata, Actinopteri, Siluriformes, Bagridae. The record is from RefSeq and is a predicted model, not a curated record. Bases 1 to 738 code for a protein of 245 amino acids. Gene Ontology annotation, cellular component: cytoplasm. Gene Ontology annotation, biological process: fibroblast growth factor receptor signaling pathway; positive regulation of gene expression; regulation of cell migration.
AUGCGCGGAGCUGUUCGUCGCCUGCACGUGCGCGCUCUUGUGGUGCUUUGGCUCGGGACACUUCAUGGAUGUAGAAAUUGUGAAGCUGCCCCGAACCCUUCUUCACCGCUUCAAGGCUCCAACUGGGGAAACCCGCGGAGAUACGUGCACCUGCGCUCCAGCACCGAGCUCAACAACUUCUACUUGGAGAUCAGCUUGACUGGACACGUGCGUAAAACAACGCACCGGGGUUCAUACAGUGUGAUGUUGCUGAAAGCAGAAAGCCGGGACCAGAUUGCAAUAUUUGGAGUGAAAAGUAACCGGUUCUUGUGCAUGGACGCAAAUGGAAAUCUUUUUACAUCUACACUUUGCCACAGGGAUGACUGCCUCUUCCAUCACAAACUCUUGGAAAACCACCGUGACGUGUACUACUCUACCCGCAAUGCCAUACUUCUGGAUCUGGAUGGUGUGAAGCAGGUGUACACAUCGGGUCGCAAUGUGGCGCAGACGUCCCUCUUCAUGUCUGAGAAGAGCACAGUUCCGCUGGAGCGUUUGCAGCACCGGGAGCGACGCGACCGCCAGGCGGAGGAGUCGGACUCGCGCGCCGCCCGUGAUGACGACGUCGACCUCGAUGUUGAGCGCCCUGAGGACCGCAAGAGCUCGCGGGAAACUUACGCGUCACCUAAUGACGACGACCCUUGGGACGUGGAGCACGUCAGGAACCCCGGGAGCCCUCGGAUGUCAGGGACAGUGGGGUGA